Candidula unifasciata is the source of this 2152-nucleotide messenger RNA. NCBI's taxonomy places the organism in Eukaryota, Metazoa, Mollusca, Gastropoda, Stylommatophora, Geomitridae. The record is from the annotation of a GenBank genome assembly.
AUGCCCUCACCCAUCCCACUAUCCCAUUCCGUGCAUACGUUCAUGGCAACAGAGCAGUCCCAAGUCCUACCAGAAGAAGCUGUCACAGUGAUAGACACACCACUAGCCAGGCAAGCCAGCCCUGUGGAGGCCAAAUCUGGUAUGGUAUCUGGCCAGAAAACACUUCAGACUGAUGGGUCAUCAGCUGUUGGCAACCAGGUGUGGGGUCCACCCCGGAUUGUCCAGUUGAUCAGAGAACCUGAGAGGAGCUUGGGAAUUAGCAUUGUGGGGGGCAGAGUGGAUAUGUUUAAUGUGUCGCAGGAACACAGCAAUGCUGGCAUAUUCAUCAAGCAGGUUAUAGCUAACAGUCCUGCAGGCAGGAACGGAACACUCAAGAAAGGGGAUCGCAUCCUGGAAGUGAGUGGUUGUGAUGUCAGAAAUGCUACUCAUGACGAGGCUGUGGAAGCCAUUCGCAAUUCCCCAAACCCAAUUACGUUUGUUGUACAAAGUCUUUCAUAUUCACCUUGCCCCACUGACCUCGAGUCAUCCCCAGUGAAGUCAGUUCAGUCAUUUAAGAAAGCAGCCUUAAGAACAGAGAGUUCCUCACCGUCGUCUCCGGAACCUUCAUCCCAUCAGGGUGAUGUCAAGAUGUCGGACUCCGUUACUGACAGUGAGUCAGAAGAUGAGUUUGGCUAUACGAAAAAGCACAUUAAAAAGAAAUACCUUGACCUGCCUGGCACCCUUCAUCUGGUGGAUUUGAACCGGGGUACUUCAGGUAUGGGGCUCGCACUGGCCGGUAACAAAGAUCGGAAUAAAAUGAGUGUUUUCAUCGCUGGCAUCCAGCCAGAGAGCGUGGCAGCCCGGGACGGAAGGAUCCAGGUUGGCGACGAACUGUUAGAGAUAAAUGGUGUCAAUCUACUUGGCCUUAGUCAUCUGAAUGCAUCCGCAGUGAUCAAAGGUGUCACCGCACCGAUCGUUAAACUGGUCAUUCACAGACGAGAGGAUUUUCUUGAUCACAUGGCAAUCAAACCAUUGUCCUACGGUGGAUCAUCCCAUGUUGCCCCAGCGGCAGCGUCUCCUUCCUCAGCACAGUCGCUGACACCACAGGACGUUGUUCAAGUGGUUACCUUGCAGAAAUCAAGCGGUCAAGGACUAGGAUUUGGCAUUCACGAAGACACCAAGAAUGGCAGACGUGGUAUCUAUAUAAACAGCAUCACACAAGGUGGACUCGCUGACCAGGACCAGCAAUUAGAGGUCGGUGACGAGAUCUUGGAAGUCGAAGACAAGUCUUUUACAGGCCUUCAUUAUGAAAAGGCCAUAGAGAUUCUCCGAGCAGCACAAGGCUCUGUACGGUUGAAAGUACGAAAGGCUGGUAGUAUCACAAAUGUAGGUUUGACAACAAAUGCCAUCUCUGACAGCGGUCACAGAAAAAUGCAGUUACUAAAUACUUUAGGAGAGUCAUCUACAGACCAUAUAGAAUCUUCGGAAAGUGGAGAUCCAAAGACACGCCCUAUAGCAGCUGGAAGGCGCACCUACAUAGAGAUUGAGAAGGGAAAGGUAGCAUUAGGAGUGGGAAUAGUCGGUGGAUCUGACACCUUGCUGAAUGCCAUUAUUGUCAGUGAGAUCUAUGACAACGGGGCUGCUGCCAAAGAUGGCCGCUUGUGCGUCGGUGACCAGAUAUUGGAGGUAAAUGGCGAAGACCUUACUGAUGCAACUCAUGCUUCGGCUCUUCAAGUUCUUCGCCAGACUACAUCGAUUGUUAAAAUGGCAGUUUACAGAGACGAAAUCAGAGCCGCAGAAGAGGAUGCGCUGGAUGUUUUCUCCGUGGAACUGGUCCGUCGACCUGGCAAAGGUUUAGGACUAAGCAUCAUGGGGAAGAAAAAUGGUGCUGGUGUCUGUAUCUCUGACAUUGUGAAAGGGGGCAUAGCUGAAGCUGAUGGACAUCUUAUGCAUGGAGAUCAAAUUCUGGCCAUCAACGGAGAGAACGUGAGCAACAGUACACAGGAGCAUGUAGCUACUAUUCUAAAGACAGUCACAGGGAAAGUCCACUUAUCCAUCGGCCGACUCAAGGCAAGCUCCAAAGCUUCUUCUACAAGUAAUUCCAAUUAUGGCAUCUCACUAAAAAAAUCUGACUCCUCGGUCAGUAACAAACCAAAGGGCAAACAUUCCAAAA